AUGAUGCCUGGAGGUGGUCAGGAGGUCUUAUUCUACUUCUAUGUGCUGGACAGAGCCGUUCAUGUCAGAAGCUACGUCAUGAUGCUGAAGAUGACCAAGCUGAGCAGCGUGUUCUUGCACUGUUGUCUACUCCAAUACUAUCACAACAAGCAAGAGAACGACAGACAAGAGCUAGAGGGCUGGAGGACGUGGAUAAGCAGCACAGGCUGGGUCGUGAGGAGCGACGGGUACAGGGCAGACUGGAGGGAGUGCGAGGAGGGCUGGAGCGAGGAGCUGAGAGAGGGUUUCCGAGGGCUGGAGGAGUGCGAGAGGCCUGGAGGGUAUAGAAGCUUCGAGGCGUUUGUGAAGGAAGGGGGAGGCGAGAGCAACAAGACAAGAAGACUGACGACCGGCGGCUCGUCUGCGGCUUCGGCUUCUAGGGUGGGGUCGGAUAGUCUAGACGAGAGGAGGAAGCAUCGAGACGAGGAGGCCAGCGAGCAAGUGAUGAUGACGUCAGCACAUGAAAGGAUUGAGCAUGGGCAUGGGCAUGGGCAUGAAAGGGAUGAUCACGACAAGCAGCAGGCGACUCUGACGCCAGGCCUGACAGCAAGCAAGAGACAAGAGAAGGAGAAGCGAAAGCCAGAGGAAGGAGAGGCCGAUAGGCUACAUGACGAGCAGAGGAAGAAGAGAAGAAGACAAAUCGAGGGAGAGGAGGCGCAAGCACUAGUCAAGCUAUCGCUAGACCAGGGAGAUCAACCCGACGAGCUGAAGGAGAGAAACCCAAGUCAAUGCGAACGCGCGCAAGAAGCUCAGAGCAGACCAGCAGACAAGGCUGAGGCGGACUCUGAGGUCGGUUUACAGCAGCUGCAUGAGCUUGAAGAAGCUUCAAUCCCCGAGUCAGGCAAGGCGAAACAAGGCGAGGACUCGUCAUCGUCAGACUCAGGUCGGUGGACGCUUCCUCCUGACAUGCGCGACACGCUCCAGGUCUUGUACCUCAGUCGCUCCCAAGACUCGGACAUGACGGCAGGUCACGGGCGAGUGAGCGAGCUCUGCCUGGUAGUGUCGAUGAGGACGAUCGCGAGGGAGUGGGAGCUCGCGUACAAGCAGGACAUGCUCGCCCGGCCUGACGUGCUGCGGAGGGUCGCAGAGCAGAUCGGCGGGGGCAGCCCGAGGUCUCCCUUGUCAGGGCUGCUAGCGAGGGAGACGAAGGAGGCGUGCGGUAGACGCAUCGCAAACGUGCUCGAAGCCGUCCAGGUGACGUCAUCGGAUGCAGUUUCAGGAAGAUCGGCAGCAUCAGCGAGAAGGUCAAGAGGGAGGUCAGAGGGAGGGAACGCGAAGUUCUCGAUAGAGGAAGGAGAGGAAGCUAUCUUCGGGAGGCUGGAGGAGUUUCACGGGGGCCUCAUCGAGCGCAUCGGGCUGCCCAGCAUAGACCUGUGGAAGGGGCUAGAGGACGAGCACUGCCACAGGAAGGACUCGGAGGAGCCGUUCACUCCGCCCAACCACAACGAGGUCACGACGCCCAAGCGCGAGUGGGAGGCCGUGACAGACCCGAGCAUGCGGCGGCAGCUCUCGCAGGGGAUCAGACGCAUCCGCGACGUGGAGGGCUUGAUGGCGGAGGAGCGAGUGAAGGAAGCAGGGCUGCGGAAGGAGGAAGUCGUCCCGCUGCUGCUCUACACAGGUAGAGGAUGA
This is a messenger RNA of Guillardia theta CCMP2712, 1668 nucleotides long. RefSeq lists its product as hypothetical. The coding region runs from base 1 to 1668 and encodes 555 amino acids. The transcript has 4 exons. NCBI's taxonomy places the organism in Eukaryota, Cryptophyceae, Pyrenomonadales, Geminigeraceae. The record is from RefSeq and is a predicted model, not a curated record.